AUGCAGCGGUCCGACCUCGGCGGCGUGCCGGGAGUCUUGCUCUUCCGGACGGAGGUGCGCCCGAACGUGCGGCUCCAGGUCACGGUACCGCCGUGGAGCUUCAUGGGCGCAGACACCCGACCAGGCAGCCUGGCGGGCCCCCUGCAGCCCUACACCUUCUUGAUUGACACGGGGCCAGACCCACGCGUGCCACCUAUAAGGCCCUUCAUUCUGCCGGACGGACGUUUCCCCAGCAACCAGCAACGAUAUGUGCCUGCGAAUACCAACAUCACGCUCUACUUCAGCGAUGAGGUUCGUGCCGGUGCCGGCAACAUCUCCUUCUGCAUCAGUCUGGAGGAGGACGCGAACACGAGCUGCGUCCUUGGCAGCUUUGCGGACGGCCACGUUGCCACUUUGGACGUCUCUCACGCGGAGGUGCAACGGCGGAUCGUCACCUGGGCCUUGCCGCAGGACUUUGCUUUUGGGCAAGCGCUCCGCGUGGUGAUGCCAGAGGGCCUUUUUGUGUCCGCAAACACAGAGAUGACCAUGGAAGAGUAUACCGGAUACAGCUUUUCGAUCCAGGAGGGCGACAUAGUGCCGCCUCGCAUCAUUGCGGUGGAACCCACAGCGCGCCCGGACGGCCUGGUGAAGCUGAUCUUCUCCGAGGCGGUGCUCUUCGAGGGCGCGUUCGGGCGCCAAGGAUCGCUGGCUUUGGAGGAAGAAUCAUCUCAGGCGAUGGUGCGCUUCGAUGCCACUGUGGAGGGAGCUGUGGUGAAGCUUCAUGGGCCCUUCAAGACAGGCGAAAGCUACAGGCUGCGGCAGACCGCUGAACUCAUGGACUUGGUGGGGAAUCGCGCCAUCACCGUGCCUGUGGAGCCGGACGGUUUCAGCAUCAGCGAGGACGUGCGCGGCCCUGAGGCACGCUUGCCGAUGCUGCGGGAGGUGCACAUGCACGAUACCUUCUUCAUAGAGUUCGACGAGGCCGUGGUGCCGUCCAGCACCUUGCGCCUGGUGUCGAAGCCUCCGGUCUCCUGCGGCCCGGCGUGCGGCAGGAUCCAGGUCCUGCUGGAGGCUUCUGCGGCGCAGCUGCCCACCGCCACCUUCGAGCGCUUGGGCCGAAGGAUCAGCCUGGUGCAGGUGGAGCCCCCCGAGCCCUUACUGCCAGGUGUGGAGUACGAGCUCACAGUGCCCGCUUCCUUUGUGGAGGACGCCGUGGGCAACCCUUCGGCGCACACCUCGAUGCAGAGCUACUUGGUGCGGCUCACGCGGGACCUGACGCCGCCCAAGUUGAUGGCCGUGACUCUGGAUGGUCAAGGCGCGCCCAUGAGCGACUUCCACCAGGAUGAGGGGGGGGAAGGGCUGCACCUCUACUUCUCCGAGGCCCUGCGGCCUCUCGCGUCGGGCACCGCCCUGCAACUGGCGCCCAGUGACGGCGCCGGCCGCUGCAGUGACGGCGCCAGCCGCUGCCUGACGAACUGCACAAUGCCUUGCGGCUAUAUGCCGGCGGAGCAUGGCUUAUCCAUCAAGUCUGCAGACGUGGAGAUCAGGGGAGCCGUGGCGAUGGUGCGGAAGGCUCACUUGCCCUUCUUGGAGUUCGGGCGCGGGUACAGGCUGGAGCUGAACGCCCAGCUCUUCUUCGACCUCGCCGGCAACCCCGCGGAGCCGGGCGACGGCGAGCUGGUCUUCCGGGUGGCUUUGGCCAAGGACCAGUACAGCGACCGCGAGCUCCAGCUGCUGGCAACCUGGCCAUCAGACGGGGCCACCGAGGUGCCCAUGACCACUAGCUUGCAGCUCCAAUUCGACGUGCCAGUGCAGGCCGGCCCGGGAGCCAUCGUCCUCAUUGAGGAAGCACCAGCUAUGCCAAGGAUUCCCAGGACGAUGCUGGACAACUCCACGGACGGCGGCAGCGGCAAUCAAAGUGCCGAUCCCAUGGCAAGGGUGCUGCGCGAGGAGUUGGAGGGCUACAAUGACAGCGAUCUCUCCAACGAGACCAAUGCCACGGAGAUGCCCUUGCCCUUUGACCCGGACAGCCCAGGGGCCAUCCACGUUCCGAGCUCCAGCUGCUUCAUUUGGCACGCCACUGUCACCUGCACGUUGCCGGCUUUGAUGCGGGGCAGGGCCUACAGCGUCCAUUACACGCACGGUGCCUUUCGGGAGGAGGGCGGCCUGGUGAAGGCGGGCCCCAGAAACCCCGCGCCGGCUUUCAGAGUCAUCGACGACAGGCACAUCAUGUUUCCCCACAUCCUGAGCCUGACACCUGCACUUAUGGAGCCCAGUGACGCGAGGCGUCUCGACACCUUCGCCCUGGCUCCGAAGCCCAUGUGGUACGCGCCCAGAGGGGCCAUCUUGGCCCUGGAGUUCAGCGUGCCCGUCCAGUUGGGCCCGGGGCUCCUGAACUUGGUGGACUGCUCCCCGGGCAACUCCUCCAGGUGCUACGACGGCGUGCAAGAAAUGAUACCUGAUGAAGAGGUCAUGAGCAUCGAGGUGUCCUCCAGCAAGGACAUCCUGCUGGAUGGAUCGCGCGCGCUGCUGGUGAGCUCGGGCCUGCGGGAGGGCCAUCUGCACGCUCUGCAGCUGAGUACCUUGGGGGUCUUCCGAGACGAGGAGGGCAGCCCCUUGUUGCCGCACGCCGGAUGGGAGUUCUGGGUCCAGCCAGACGACAGCCGAACCCCGGAAAUCUUCAUGCAGGCGCCAGAGCACGGCGGUGAAGCAGCCACCAACAGCAACAUCACCCUGUUCUUCAGCGAGGCUUUGCAGGCAGACAUGGCGGGUGUCAUCAACAUCAGCGACGGCCUGCAGGACGAGAUCAUCAUGAUCUCCACGCCCAGCUCCAGUAAGGGCGAGGGCUAUGUCUUGGUGCAUGGUGCCGUGGUCAUCAUCAACCCUUCCCUCGACUUCGGCUAUGGGCGCAUGGUAACGGUGAACUUUGAGCCCGGCGUGUUCCGAGACCUUGCCGGCAACUUGUUCCCUGGGCUGUCGGGAGAGUACUACUUCUACACCGCGCCAUCUCAGUUUGCCCUGGCGGCCCCCUACGUGCGCUACCCGAGCUUCCGCAGUCCCCGGUUCACACCCCGAGAGGGCGCCAUGCUGCACUUUGUGAACGACACCUUGAUCCUCUAUGGGGGCAUCUCCAACGGCGUGUGCCUGGCUGACACCUGGGUCUCCAGGACUGGGGCGGAGUGGACGCAGGUGACGGGGGUGAUCUCGGACCACAACCGGCUGGUGCCCUUGGUGUCCCACUCCCCCACUUCUGUGGAUGGGAAUGGGUGCAUUUGGCUCCUGGGGGGGCGCUGUAACUCUGAUGCUGGCACCCUGUGGAAGACGUGCGACAUCGGCAGAUCCUGGUCCCACGUGCCCAGACCCACGCCCAUCCCCUUCGGCCAAGAGGUGCCGCCCAAGUUCCCCGACGCCUUCCGGGAUCACGCCAUGACCGUGCUGGGAGGCUGGCAGCUCAUCGUGGUGGACGCCUCCCCCGGCACCAGUGAAGCAGUCUGGAGGUUCAACUCGCCUGCUGCAGAUCACGUGCAACGAGUGUCAGGCGGUUCAGCAGACGCCGUCAGUCGGAAGGGGCCGCUGCCCUUCGGCCUGCGGCGCGGGCCGAAGCUCAUGGCCACCUCUCAGGGCGGCCUCUUCUUGGUGGGCGGCAAUCUUUGCCCAGCCAACGGAGGAAAUUGCAGCUUCAAUGAUGUUUGGUACAGUCCUGAUGUCGGCGUAACCUGGCACUGCAAGACCAAGAACUACGGCGCGAAGACCUUGCCGGCCACGUGGCAGGGCAUCGGCGAAGGCUUCGCCGCCGCUUUGACGCAGGAUGACACCAUCUUCCUGAUGGCGGGAGAAGUGCCUGGCGAUCAGGAGUCUGCCCUGGCCGAAACCCUCGAGUCCUUUACAGGCUUAGAGGACAUUUACCUGUCGCAGCCCUACAUGGUACUUCCCGGCUCCGUCAGCUUGGGCGCUUCCCCGGCGCGGCCUGACGCCAACUUCACCAUCCUCUUCUCGGAGAGGAGCUGA
Effrenium voratum is the source of this 3987-nucleotide messenger RNA. The record is from the annotation of a GenBank genome assembly. Lineage: Eukaryota; Dinophyceae; Suessiales; Symbiodiniaceae.